This is a messenger RNA of Stegodyphus dumicola, 2590 nucleotides long. RefSeq lists its product as uncharacterized. Gene Ontology annotation, molecular function: zinc ion binding; DNA binding. The record is from RefSeq and is a predicted model, not a curated record. Lineage: Eukaryota; Metazoa; Arthropoda; Arachnida; Araneae; Eresidae. Gene Ontology annotation, cellular component: nucleus. Gene Ontology annotation, biological process: regulation of gene expression.
UUAUAUAAUUGUCUAUUUUUUCUCUAAUCUAGGAAAAAUAUAAUCGUACUGAACCUCGUAAUCAUCGUUGUAAAGUAUGUCAUAGCUGGUUUGGAUUAUUUGCUACAUUUGUCAAACAUAUGGAAACUGAAAGUCACAGUUAUCAGUGUCGAGAAUGUGGGUUGUUAUUUGUUCAGCCUGGCCCUAGACGGAAUCACAUUCAAAGUAUUCAUCCAGAAGUUGCAAAUAUCUGUGAGAUUUGUGGACUGAAACUUCCAAAUUCUCAAGCACUAUGGAGUCAUCUCUCAGUUCAUAAUAUUGUAUAUGAAUGUCCUAAAUGUCACAGGCGAUUCUUGCAGAAAGAACAACUUGUUGCUCACUCGGAAGUUCAUGCUCCACCAACUCCUUGUCCUUGGGAAGGAUGUAAUAGAAAACUAGCUACAAAAGUUGGAUUGUUUAACCAUUUACGAAUGCACAGAGGGGAUACAGAUUUUAAAUGUACAAUCUGCAAUAAAGGUUUCUUUAAGAAGAAAACAUUAGAAAGCCACAUGAAGAUACAUGAUGAUAGAGCACCUUUGCAAAUACCUUCUUCUCGAGGUCGAAAGAGUGUUUCACACAUGAUGGGUAGGGGCACCCAUGUAGAUAUGAAUCAACAAGUAGAAGAAAUACAAAUUGAGCAAGCUGAAGAAUCUAUUGACUCAAACCCAACGGAGAUGAUUCAGCUUGUUUGUGCUGGUUGCAUGCGGCCUUUUGAAUCAGAAAAUCACUUCCAAGCUCACAUAUGUACCGGGCAAGCAACAGCUGAUAGUCAAGGGCAAGCAGCUGUCACUUCAGGCCAAACUGUAUUUGGAUCAGAUCAUCAGAUCAUACUUCAGACUGCAGGCAGUGGAGCAGAUAAUACAAUUGUCACUGAUCAGUUAGUCACACAGACUUUAGCUAACUCCUUGAACUUGACAUCACAUGAAUUUACAGAACAGCUUGUUAGAGCAGUAGCACAAGCUGCUGGGUCAGGCGGCCCUGGACAAGUGACUGUUUCUAUAGCUUCUAAUGGCAAAUUAGAUGAAGGGGGUGCUGUAUCUGUAAGCAUACCUGAAUUUGAUGAUUCUACAGGAUCAGCUGUUCUCCCAGAAGAGGCUGCUGCAGUUUUCACUCAGGAUGAGAAUACUAAUUCUAUUAUGUCUGCUCAUCAACUGGUUGAAGCUGUGGAGCAAGCACGACUUCAAAUUCAGGCAAAUGAAUUGUGUUCAGGGGAGCAAGGAAGUGAAUCAAUUUUGAUUCAGAAGGAUGGAGAAGAAAACACUAUGGUACAGGAAGCAACAGAAUGUACAGAUUUGCUUGAACAUACAAAAGAUGAGACACAGCAGUCUUCUGAACAGUCUGUAUUUGCAGUAGAUAGUGACAAUCAGCAAGUUCUAGUGUCUGUUGAAGAACACCUUCCAGUGGAAAAUCAGUCCAAUUUAGAUUUUCAAAACGAGCAUAAUCAACCAGAUGCAACUGAGGAAUUUGUGGCUCACAUAUCACUUGGAAGAAACAAAAAUGAUGCAAACAGUGAAAACAUACAAAGUGAAAGUGAAACCUCACUGAAACCAGAACUGGAAUUGGGACAGUUAGAAGGAGAAGAUUCUCAAAAUGCACAAAUUGUUAUGAUGGUAUCUGAUGACCAGGAUGGGGAACCUCAACAAGUACCUAUUCAAAUACCCGGAGAUCAGUCAUAUACAAGUGCUGCUGUUCUAAAGAUACCUACUGCAGAUGGAGGUCAUCAAAUGCUGAUUAUUCCUAUUAAUUCCAAUGAGAGUGGGAAUGCUGUGUUAACAUUACCACAAGGUUUCACCUUAGGUGGUGAGGAUUCGGGUGAUGGUAAUAUUACUUUAGCAUUAGAUCCUGGAACAAUGUCUUUAGAUGAAAGUGGUGAACCUCAACAACUUAUGUUGCCUGUUGAUGCAGAUGGACAAAUUAAUAUUGAAAGUCUCCUUCAGACUGCUUCAGUUGAUACACUUCCACAUGAAGGUUAAAAGUUAAUUCUUUACAAUGUAUAAAUUAACAGUCAAAUAUGCUUGAAAAUUACUGUAAAGAUUAUCUUGUUUUUCUUUGUUAGAGAUGAAUGUGUGGAAUCAUUUUUUUGCAUUUCAUUUGUGUUAUUUAAGUUGUACUAAUUACUCAUUCUGAAUUCACAUAAAAGGGGAAAAAAAGAGCAUAUUUUAUCCAUCUGACCUCAUUAUUUUGCCAUGGUUUGAUAUCUCUGACAAAAAUAUUUUUCUAGUAAUUUAUUUCAUUAUCCCCUCUAGCUCUUGUGUAAGCAUACUUAUCGUGUGUAUUUUUUCAUCCAAUGAAAUGUUUUCCAUUAAGUUGUUCAAAAUGUAUACAUCUGUAAAUACUAAACAUCUUGCUGCACUUUUUUAUUAUAUGAUAAUAUGUUAAGUCUCUCAGAAUACUCAAUAUUUGGCCAUGUUUGUCUUAAGUAAUCCAACCAGCUUAUGUUAGUUUUGAUUGUAUGUAAGGUUUGUUUUAUUUUACUUUUCUGACUCUAGAUAAAAAUUUCUCCCCCUGUAAUUUUGACUAUGACAAGCUGACAGUAAUACUCAAAUAAACUGUAUGUAAAUAUUGCAGACUU